AUGGCGUACGUUUGGUCCAACGAACAAGAGCAGCCUGGCAACACUGGCUUUCGCAGCCCACAGCUUCCAGCGGAGGUGCAAGAGUUUGUCCAUACCUGGCUUGCUUGCGGGAACUUGGCCUUGGAAAUUCGCCACGCGAACGAUAUUGCUGCUCGCAGUUAUCACAACGUUCUCAAAUAUGACCCUGCCAAUAUCAACGCUCUACACGGCCUCACUACCGCCACGCUCUCCAGACCGCUCUUCGAACUAGACUUCAAUAAAGUGCACGAGCUCAUCGAAAUACUCAACUCAGCCUUCAACCAUUUUGUGCCCCUCAGAACCCACCCAGAGCUCAGGCGUGAUUUAGCUAAUUGCUACUUUGUUCUCGGAGACCUUGAGAAGGCGCGUUCCAUCUUGCUCACGACGCUGGAGAUCUCCCAGCCCACUGCCUCCAUCUGGUUCACUUUGGGCCAGACGGCCCACCGAAUGAACAUGCUGCCCGAGGCCACCGAGAGCUUCAAUCUUUGUCUUAGGGCGGCGUCAACAACGCCCGAGCUUGUAGAAAUGGCGCGCAAGGCGCACCUCGAGCUUGCGGCUAUUGCCAACAAACAAAACAAAAGAGAUCUUGCGGUAUCGGAAUUUACCGCAGCCGUCUCGCUCCCGCCGCCUCCUUACGACCAGUUUAGGGAAUAUGGGUUUAUGUGGGGGCUUUUGGCCUUGUCUCACGAGAAAGCUGGCGACCUGAACGCUGCUGUGGCUACAUGCUUGAAAGGUUUGGACACUGUGGGCGAGGACUCGAUGCUCCUCCUGCUGCAGGCGCAUUUUCUUUUACAGCAGAAUUCCUCGGCAGACAACCUUCAGAACGCCACGAAUCUCUUGCAACGGGUGAUACAGAUCAGAAAUAGAGAGUCUGAGCCCUCCUUCCUCUCCCAUUACCUGCUUGGACGCGCAUGCAUCCUGCAGGACGAACCCACAAAAGCAUACAAAUCGCUACAAGUUUCUCUGAACCUGGCACCACAAUCCGCACUCCCAUGGCUGACGAUUGGCAGCUUGUACCUUAGGCUGAACCAGCUCACUGACUCCCUGAACGCAUACUCACAAGUGAUCAAGAACGCACCCAAGAACCACCAAAUGGCCAACGCAUUAGCGUGGGAAGGUCUUGGACAGGUGUACGAGAAAUGUGAGAACCAGUCGCAGGACGCUAUCGACUCCUACACACGUGCCGCCGAGUGCUACAAACUGUGCAACAGACCAGAAAUGGCCGAGAAAAUGGCGGCCUUUGUGCGCAACUUGGAAAACGGUAAGCACAACCAGCAGUCGCUGCCGCAGGACAUGCCUCACUGGGUGAUCAACGAAUCGCUUUGGGAACAAGUGUUUGAGAAUUUCGAAACUCCUACGUUCACUACUGUGCAGCUAGUCCAGGCCUCUUCCGAGACACCCACCGCGAUCAUGUCAAACUCUCCACAUGGUGCAAAGAGCGGCAGUCCAAGAUCCCCGUUGCAGGCCGACAUGACCCCUGUGUACGGCCCUCAAGCUCCGCCGGCAGCAUCUGCUAGAGUUAAUCCGAUGAUUCCACCUCAUCCGCGCGCUUUUUACAUCUCCCAACAGCCAAUUCACCCGGUUAUUUCACCCCACUACCGGCCAUUUUUACGAGGGGGCCCGGUGUACUCCUACCCGCCGCUUUUCACAGCUCCGCCGCCUGCAAUUGAGGCUGCGGACAUGAACUACCACUAA
Messenger RNA from Ogataea parapolymorpha DL-1, 1713 nucleotides. RefSeq lists its product as uncharacterized. The transcript has a single exon. The coding region runs from base 1 to 1713 and encodes 570 amino acids. Gene Ontology annotation, biological process: regulation of gene expression. Lineage: Eukaryota; Fungi; Ascomycota; Pichiomycetes; Pichiales; Pichiaceae. The record is from RefSeq and is a predicted model, not a curated record. Gene Ontology annotation, molecular function: chromatin DNA binding; RNA polymerase II cis-regulatory region sequence-specific DNA binding; protein binding.